AUGGAUAAAACGCAUGCGAAGAAAACCGCGUUCUCCACUCCCCACGGGCACUACGAAUUCAACCGUAUGCCCUUCGGCUUGAAGAACGCACCCGCAACGUUCCAACGACUCAUGGACCAAGUCCUAUCGGGUUUGCAAGGAGCCGAGCUCUUCGUCUAUCUCGAUGACAUUGUGUUAUACGCGAGCUCCCUACGCGAACAUGAACUCAAGUUCAAUAAAUUAGCGGAGAGAUUAAAGAAAGCCAACCUAAGACUGCAGCCCGACAAAUGUGAAUUUCUGAGAAAAGAAGUCGGAUAUUUAGGCCACAUUAUCAGCGACAAAGGCGUAAAACCGGAUCCCGAAAAGAUCCGCGCAGUAAGGGAUUUCCCCAGGCCAAAGCAUGCAAAAAACAUUAAACAAUUCCUGGGCCUCGCGGGCUACUAUCGUAAAUUUAUCCCGAAUUUUUCCAAACUCGCGUUCCCCCUCACGGAAUUACUAAAGAAGGAUCGUGAAUUCAAAUGGAACCCGGAACAGGAACAAGCGUUCACCACUCUCCGCGAUUCCCUGUGCACGCAACCCGUCCUGCAGUAUCCCGAUUUUACCAAACCCUUCGUUCUCACAACCGAUGCCUCGGGAUACGCCAUAGGCGGGAUACUAAGUCAGGGAACCAUUGGAAAAGAUUUACCUAUAGCCUAUGCGUCACGCUUGCUUAAUGACGCAGAAAAAAAUUACUCCACAAUAGAGAAAGAGCUUCUCGCUAUUGUGUAUUGCGUGAACCACUUUCGUCCCUAUCUAUAUGGACGAAAGUUCGCGCUAGUGACGGAUCAUAAGCCACUCGUGUGGCUACACUCUGUAAAGGAUCCUACCUCUCGACUCGUCCGCUGGCGUUUAAAAUUGGCCGAGUACGAGUAUGAGGUAACGUACAAAGCGGGAAAGACUAAUGUAAACGCGGACGCACUUUCGCGAAACCCCAUCCCUAUAUCCGCCAGAGGAAACUCUCAAAUCCUAGUCCUCGAAAAUGAACCUCUGUCAGCCGAGUCAGAUGAAUCUCUAUUUUCCACAGUGCCAAAACCGGGCACUAACGAAAGCGGCACGCCGACCAAUGCGGAAAAAACACCCCCGACCUUGCCCUGCGAGCAGCUAAACGAAGCUGAAGAAUAUGUAAACAGCGAAAGCGAACUCGGCACCAAAAGCGACACAGAAUAUGAAAGUAGCUCCGAGUCCGAUGACGACGAACAAGUGCUCGAAAACCCGAACGAACCCGCCACUAUACGAAAUCCAACGGGACCUAACAUAAUAACGAUCCCCGACAAUUUCACCACGCGACGCGAUAACCUUGUUAUUUUCACUACGCAGCAAGGCAUCCCGAUCGACCAAGGGGCUCGCAUGCUCGCAGAAACGAAUUCAUUACCUUUAAUUAGAGACGCGACACUAGGCAGAGCCCGCGUCGACCGGAAUGGCUCGCGACGAAUCAUAUCUUUAAUCGUCAAAGAUAGAGUGUCAGGAAUAACGGAAAAGGAGAUUAUUAAGGAAACAAUCCACUCCUUGCUAGACGUCGUCACCGAACUCGAUCUACAAUCGAUCUCUAUUGCCAGAGGCAACAUUGAUAAUGUAUCCUGGGAAACAGUAUACAUGCAAAUUAUUCGAAUCCUGAGCGAAACCAGAAUUAAAAUUUUCGUUUGUAAAAAUGAUAUUACCAUACCAGCAGAAGGAAACAGACAGCAAAUUCUCUCGGAGAACCAUUGCUCUGCCGUAGGCGGACACAAGGGUGUUACGAAGACGUAUAACCGCAUAAAAAAGAGAUAUUAUUGGCCAGGAAUAAAAGCGAGCGUUGAAUUAUAUAUAAAGAAUUGCCGCGCUUGCCAAUUAAAAAAAUUAGUAAGAACAAAAACUCGACAACCUAUGAUACUUACCGACACCCCUGACUCCGCCUUCGACAAAAUCUCCAUGGAUAUCAUGGGUCCUUUACCAACGACACAUUCAAACAAUUCUUACAUACUUACUAUACAGGACCUGUUAACUAAAUACUCUCUCGCGAUACCGCUCCAACGCGCCGGAGCCAUAGAAGUAGCCGAUGCGCUCACUAAUGAAUUUAUAUGUAUUUUCGGAGCUCCCAAGGCAAUCCUGACCGACCAAGGACUGCACUUCCUAAAUAGUCUUAUGCGAAACGUCGCGCGUAAAUUUAAGAUUAAACACUGUAAAACCACAGCGUAUAGACCACAAGCCAACGGUUCAGUCGAAAGAUCGCACCAAGUCUUGUGGGAAUACCUGAAGCAAUUUGUAGACAAAAAUAGCGAAUGGGAUAAAUGCUUAAAACCCGCAUCCCUCUCAUACAAUACAAGUGUUCACGAAGGCACCUUGUAUACUCCGCACGAGCUCGUGUUCGGUAAAAUGGCACGAACUCCCACGAGCGACCCCGCUAUCACAGACACAACGAACGAAAGUUAUACCGAAUAUCUCUCAACACUCUUUAAUAGGAUUAAAGACGCACAAGACAUCGCACGCGAAAACCUAACACGCGCCAAAGAGAGAUCCAAAAGAUAUUAUGACCGUAAAGUUAAGGCUUGUAACGUUAAGGUAGGCGAUAGCGUAUACCUCCUUAGAGAACCCUCCAAAGGGAAACUAGGGGACCAGUACGUAGGCCCCUAUAGAAUUUUAGAAGUUCGUAAGAACCAUAAUGUAAAACUAGCUAUUAGCGCCACCAGAACCCGUGUAGUACAUGUAGAUAAACUCAAGCACUCGCCCCACGACGCCCCCACCACGGAAGAUUCCCCCACUCCAGAACCACCAUAUCAACGGAAGCCGGACGGAGGACCGACUAUAACUCCGCCAGACACCGAAGCGUGA
Molecule: messenger RNA, 2826 nt
Organism: Camponotus floridanus (Florida carpenter ant)
Lineage: Eukaryota; Metazoa; Arthropoda; Insecta; Hymenoptera; Formicidae
Exons: 1
Coding region: 1-2826 (941 amino acids)
Biological process (GO): DNA integration
Molecular function (GO): nucleic acid binding
Source: RefSeq, a predicted model, not a curated record